GUUACAGCAACGGACGGAGGUAGAUCCAAGCACACGACGUUCAAAAUCGUUUUAUACUGUUUCUAUAUCUGUGUAAAUAACCUUUUUUUGUACAUACACGCACGGGGAAUAUCUCAACCCAAACGGACGACUCUCGUGAUAUAUCCUCGGACAAGGAAAGCAAAGGGAAUAUAGGAUUUUUCUCGCUGUCUCCUCUCCUUCCUGCUCUGUCCUUUGUGUUUUUUUUUUCCACCGCUGCGCUUGAGUAGUCGAGCAGCAGCGCCCCCCUGCGAGCCAGAAGGGAAGAGUCAGAGGACGGAGAGCCACACAAGCGGGCCGAGCCUCUCUCCUCCCGUGCGCCGUGGGUCCCACCAGCUCAACUGUCCGAUGCGGAGUGAGGAUGAGUCCCGCUCUGGAAGCCCUCAUGCAGGCGGACGGGACAUCUUAUCCCGGAAAGGGGGUGAUGCUUGAACCUUUCGUGCACCAGGUGGGAGGCCACUCCUGUGUGCUGCGAUUUGGGGAGCAGACGAUUUGCAAGCCCCUCAUCCCCCGGGAGCACCAAUUCUACAAGAGCCUCCCCCAAGAAAUGAGGAAGUUUACCCCUCAGUAUAAAGGUGUAGUAUCUGUCAGUUUUGAAGAGGAUGAGGAAGGGAACCUGUGUCUCAUUGCCUACCCCCUCCACAACGAACCAGGGGUCCUGGAAAACAAGGACCCCUCAGCAGACUGCGAGCCCAAGAGCAAGAUGCUGAAGUGGGGUAAUAAGAAACAGUCCUCCUUGCUUUUGGAGAACGACAAAUACAGCAAAGACAGAUCUCGACAGAUCCGCAAGGAAGACAAGAUAAUGAGCUUGAAUCGUGAUGAAGUGCAGCAGCAGCAGGCUGAAGUUCUCUACUACAGCUUGGAGAAAGGCAAUGUUGUGCCUCAAAUCAAACACAACCCCUGGAGUCUCAAAUGUCACCAGCAGCACUUACAGAGGAUGAAGGAGAAUUCAAAGCACCGCAACCAAUACAAAUUCAUUCUGUUGGAGAACCUGACAUGGCGCUAUACAGUACCAUGUGUCUUGGACCUGAAGAUGGGAACACGCCAACACGGGGAUGACGCAUCAGAGGAAAAGAAAGCCAAUCAGAUUCGGAAAUGCCAACAGAGCACAUCUGCUUCAAUUGGAGUGCGACUUUGUGGCAUGCAGGUUUACCAGUCGGACUCAGGCCAGCUGAUGUUCAUGAAUAAGUACCAUGGCCGUAAGCUGACGCUUGCAGGUUUCAAGGAGGCCCUCUACCAGUUCUUCCACGACGGGUGCCGCCUGCGUCGUGAGCUGCUGUCCCCGGUGCUGCGCAGGCUCAGAGAAAUGCAAGCCGCCCUGGAAGCCUGCGAGUCUUACCGCUUCUACUCCAGCUCCCUGCUCAUCAUCUAUGAUGGUGACCCCCCCAGAACUCCCACCAGACCCAGACACCAUGGUGGAGAAGAGGGUGAUGAGGAUGAGCCAUCAGAUGAAGAGGAGGAGGAAGAAGAAGAGGAAGAGGAGGAGGAAGAGGAAGGGGCAUUCGGUUUCCCUCGUUCUUCUUCAGCAAGUGGCAGUGCUGGUGUGGCAGGAGGAAGCAGUAACAGCAGCAGCAGUCGCUCAUCCCGCAGCACAGGAGAGGCCAGCAGCCCCAUGGUAGACGUGCGCAUGAUUGACUUUGCCCACACCACUUGUCGACACUAUGGGGAAGAUAGUGUUGUUCAUGAGGGCCAGGACAGUGGCUUCAUCUUUGGCCUCCAGAACCUGAUAACCAUCAUCUCCCAGCUGGAGGAUCAUAGUGCUGACUAAGGCUAGACUGGAGCUGCGAUGCUCUGAAAUGCUCUCAAACCUGGGAAUAGCAGGCUGAGCUGAAGCCAUGCUUCUCCAAAGGUGCAUUGUCCUUAUGCCUACAUGGUGAUCUGAUGCUCCUCUGCUUGGAGCAGGACUGGGGCACCUCAUGGAAGGAUCCAUACGGUUGUUCCUGCACUCUCCUUAACCUGCCAUGGGACAGGGCCGCCUGUGCUCUUACUUGCACUUUUCCCUGUUUCUGGGACUGCUCUUUUCUUUGUUAUCCAUGGUAGGAGAAAUUUUCUAUGAGACGGUCUCUUAACAGACACAGGGACUCCUGUAGCAUCUAGAACGCUCCUCUCCCGCUCCUCCUUUGUUACAGACCAGUUUAUUUGCUGUAAGUUCUCUCUGAGAGAGAAAGAGUGAGCGCAAAGCAAAGAAGAUUUAAGCUCAAGUGUAGUUCUAGGAACUUGGUGCUUUCCCUGUGGAAAUGACAAGAGUUUUUUGGGUGAAGUUUGGACUGCCGUUCCCCACAAGCACAGCACAUAUUAGUGGGGGCUGACUGUACAAGCUGACCUCGGCUGGCUAGGUCAGCGGCCUUGUAGCAACUGACAAGUUAAGUUUCUAAUAAGUCAGACGUUUUGAGUUUGUCAUGGUGUCUCUGAAGGCCCUAGUAACAACAGUGGUUUGUGUGUCCACUGGGCACUUGGAUUUACAGCAGCAACACACUGUGUUGGAAGAACAAGAUAAUUAGGUGUAGAAGAAGGGAUUUGCCUCUUUUCAACCAUUUUUUCCCCUGUAUUAUUUCGCCUCUAAAGGACAUUUUGAAAGGGGAUUAUAAGGGGAUAAUAUCCUUGUUUUGUCACUUUGUUUUGUCUGAUUUACUCCUCUUCAUUCCUUUAACGGUGACUAAAGAAGAGAAUAUAUUGAUAAGAACACUAGAUACAAAGACUAUAUAGAGACUUUAUUUAUUUGAACUGUUUGUUAAAACAAAAAGAAAGAAAUGGAGACAAAGACUACAUUCCAUUUUACCACUCUUAAUGUUCUGUUCUGAUAUGGACUGAUGAAUUUUGUUAUUGCAAGUGCAGAUACCUCUCUUGUAUACCUGUGUGUCAACGGUGUCUUGGAAAAUAAAGGCAUUUGUUUGUGGUAAAA
Myripristis murdjan (pinecone soldierfish) is the source of this 2920-nucleotide messenger RNA. RefSeq names its product inositol hexakisphosphate kinase 2b (gene ip6k2b). The record is from RefSeq and is a predicted model, not a curated record. Gene Ontology annotation, biological process: phosphatidylinositol phosphate biosynthetic process; inositol phosphate biosynthetic process. NCBI's taxonomy places the organism in Eukaryota, Metazoa, Chordata, Actinopteri, Holocentriformes, Holocentridae. Gene Ontology annotation, cellular component: cytoplasm; nucleus. The transcript is spliced from 5 exons. The coding region runs from base 380 to 1786 and encodes 468 amino acids. Gene Ontology annotation, molecular function: inositol hexakisphosphate kinase activity.